Messenger RNA from Anthonomus grandis grandis, 3090 nucleotides. RefSeq names its product alpha-aminoadipic semialdehyde synthase, mitochondrial (gene LKRSDH). Gene Ontology annotation, cellular component: cytoplasm. The record is from RefSeq and is a predicted model, not a curated record. The transcript has 14 exons. Gene Ontology annotation, molecular function: saccharopine dehydrogenase activity. Bases 161 to 3001 code for a protein of 946 amino acids. Lineage: Eukaryota; Metazoa; Arthropoda; Insecta; Coleoptera; Curculionidae.
AAUCCAGUUUCUUUAUAAUGCUCUUAGGGUUUGUUACAAGAUUUUAUAUAACAUUCGGCAAAAAAAAGGAGUUGUCAAAAGAACAUUGAGACUUUCUACUUCAACAAAUUCACAUUUGAGUAUUUUAGACCUAUGGGUAUUUGAAAAACAAAAUACGAAAAUGCUAAUACCACAACGAGGACUGGCCAGAAAUUUUGCUUCGUUGGAAACUGGAUGGAAAAGACAAUUUGCUUCGAAAAGAGUUAUUGCGAUAAGACGAGAAGAUCAAAGCGUAUGGGAAAGAAGAGCGCCUUUUUCUCCAUCACAUGUUAGGAAGCUUGUAAAAAAUGGCAUUAAGGUCAUUGUCCAACCUUCAAAUAGAAGAGCUUACCCCAUGCAAAACUACCUGAAUGUAGGAGCGGUUAUUCAAGAGGAUAUAUCAGAAGCUAGUGUCAUUUUUGGAGUAAAGCAGGUACCUGUACAGCAGCUAAUACCUGACAAGACCUAUUGUCUAUUCUCACACACAAUUAAAGCACAAGAAUCAAAUAUGCCAUUGCUUGACGCCAUUUUGGACAAAAGGAUUAGAUUAAUUGAUUAUGAAAAGCUUAUGGACGAGAAAGGACAAAGAGUAGUAGCAUUUGGGAAAAUGGCGGGUAUAGCAGGUACAGUCAAUAUUCUGCAUGGCAUGGGAUUAAGACUGUUAGCAUUGGGUCACCACACUCCCUUUAUGCAUAUUGGUCCUGCACAUAAUUACAGGAAUGCUAGUAUGGCUAGACAAGCAGUAAGAGAUGCGGGCUAUGAAAUUGCACUUGGACUAAUGCCUAAGUCAAUUGGACCUCUUACGUUUGUUUUUACUGGCUCUGGAAAUGUAUCGCAAGGAUCUCAGGAAGUAUUUCAAGAGCUUCCCCAUGAAUAUGUCGCUCCAGAAAUGCUGCAAAAGGCUGCAGAGCACGGAAGUUUAAGUAAAGUGUAUGCCUGUGAGGUUAGAAGACGUCAUUAUUUAGAAAGGCGGGAGGGAGGAGGGUUUGACCCCGUCGAGUACGAAGAGCAUCCAGAGCGUUAUGUAUCGACUUUUAGUAAGAAAAUUGCCCCAUAUGCUUCAGUGAUCAUCAAUGGAAUCUAUUGGGCAGUUAAUAGUCCCAAGCUGUUAACUAUUCCAGAUGCGAAGCAUCUGUUGAGACCUGCACAUACUCCUUGGCUUCCUACGUCUAUCGGUGCGCCAGCUCUUCCUCACAGAAUGCUUGCCAUUUGCGACAUCUCUGCAGAUCCUGGUGGCUCAAUAGAGUUCAUGAACGAAUGCACCACCAUCGAUACCCCGUUUUGCCUUUAUGAUGCAGAUCGAAACAAAGAUACGAACAGCUUCAGCGGCCCGGGUGUUUUAGUUUGUAGUAUAGACAAUAUGCCCACUCAAAUUCCUCGGGAAAGCACGGAUUUUUUUGGAGACCUCUUACUGCCGUUUACUCAUAAUAUCAUUCAAUCUGAUGCGCAAAAAAGUUUAGAGGAUCAUGAUUUUAAUCCUGUCGUUUACGGAGCCAUUAUUGCAAGUAACGGAAAGCUGACCGCUAAUUUUGAGUAUAUCCGUGAACUCAGAAAAGUUCAAUCUUGUAAUCGAUUAGAUGUGGUUUUAUUCAGCAGAAGUCGUCACAAGUCGUCAACCGAAACCAGUAAAAUGGAGAAACAUGUUCUUAUCCUUGGAGCUGGACGUGUAGCAUCACCUUUAGUCGAAUAUCUUCACCGAGACAAAACUAUAGGAAUAACAAUUGCAUGUGAAAAUAAAUCACUUGGAGAUAAUUUGGCAACAGCUUAUUCAGGAAUAGAAAGUAUUUACCUUAAUGCAGCUGAAUCGAUAAGUGAUUCUUGUUUAGAGAAGCACAUUGAAAAAGCUGAUGUAGUCGUGUCGAUUUUACCCGCCCAUUUGCAUCCAAGAAUUGCAAAGCAUUGUAUCGCACAAAAAACACAUAUGGUUACGGCAAGUUAUAUGAGCAAAGAGAUCAAAGACCUCCAUCAAGCUGCACAAAAUGCAGGGAUAACCGUCCUAAACGAAGUGGGUUUGGAUCCAGGAAUCGAUCAUUUAUUAGCUUUGGAAUGCAUUCAGGAAAUCCAAGCAUUAGGAGGGCGUGUCACCUCCUUUGAAUCAUUCUGCGGAGGUUUGCCUGCUCCGGAAUUCAGUGACAACCCUUUGAGGUACAAAUUUUCUUGGUCGCCUCGCGGAGCAUUAUUAAACACUCUAUCUGCAGCUAGAUACCUUAGAAAGGGUCAGAUAGUGGAAAUCAGCGAAGGUGGUGAAUUAAUGCGAACCACAAAAAGUCUUGAUUUUUUGCCUGGAUUUAGUUUGGAAGGGUUUCCAAACAGAGAUAGCACAAGUUACGCGAAGUUGUAUGGAAUCGAAGAUGCAAAUACAAUUUUGAGAGGUACAAUAAGAUAUACAGGAUUUUCACAGUCUGCAAGAACCCUACAAGCAUUAGGUCUUUUGGAUCCAGAACCUCAUCCUUCUGUUCAUUCCCAAGGCCCGGAAAUAACAUGGAGACAACUAGUCUGUACAUUAUUAGGAUUAGAGGAUUCAAAUAUUUUUUACGAUAACUUAAAAAACAAAAUAUUAGAAAGGACAGGUAGCGACUAUGCCGUUGACGUUGUUGAGGAAUUGGGCUUAUUAGAAGAUCAAUCUGUGAUUAAAUGCGGAUCACCUUUAGAUACUUUAACACACUACUUAUCAUUUAAAUUAGCUUUAGAAAAACACGAAAGAGAUUUAGUAAUUCUUAGACACGAUAUUGGCAUUAACUGGCCUGAUAAUAAAAAGGAACUAAGAGGGGUCAACUUUGUCGUUUAUGGAGAGACUGAUAAUCAUUCAGCUAUGGCAAAAACUGUCGGAUAUCCCACAGCUAUUGCUACUAAAAUGAUUUUAGACGGUGAAAUUCAAGAACGGGGCAGUAUUUUACCAUUUGCACCCGAAGUUUAUCGUACUAUGUUGCAACGGUUGAGAGCUGAAGGAUUAACUAGCUCAGAAACUUCGAAAAUAUAUUGAAAUUUUCUUAUUUUAAAUCGCUACGAAGGGGAAAUAAAACUAUUUUAUUUAAUAUUAUUAUUUUAUUUACAAUUAAAUAUUUAUUUUGA